AGUCGCGUAAAGAGGAAAGCGAGAGGCUUUACUUGAAAAGUGAGAUGUCCGACGAAGAGCAUCAAUUCGAGUCGAAGGCCGACGCCGGAGCGUCCAAGACCUACCCACAGCAGGCAGGCACUAUACGCAAGAACGGCUACAUCGUUAUCAAAUGCCGUCCUUGCAAGGUUGUUGAAGUUUCCACUUCCAAGACUGGUAAGCAUGGCCAUGCCAAGUGCCACUUUGUUGCAAUUGACAUCUUCAAUGGCAAAAAACUUGAAGAUAUUGUGCCAUCUUCCCACAAUUGUGAUGUUCCUCAUGUUAAUCGCACUGAUUACCAGCUGAUUGAUAUUUCUGAGGAUGGAUUUGUAAGUUUGCUCACUGAAAAUGGCAACACUAAGGAUGAUCUGAAGCUGCCAACUGAUGAUAAUCUUCUUACUCAGAUUAAGGAUGGCUUUGCUGAUGGGAAGGACCUGGUUGUGUCCGUCAUGUCUGCAAUGGGGGAGGAGCAGAUAUGUGCACUCAAGGAUAUUGGUCCAAAAUAGUUUUCUACUCCGCUUGGAAUCCCUAUAAUACCAGUGGAAAGGAAUUUGUAAUAGCUUUCAAUAUUUUGUCUGACAUAAGACUUGAGGAAAACUCUUGCAGAUUGAUUUAUUUUCAUUCCGGGUCCAAAGGCUAUGUCACGGUGUUCUUGUGUGAUGCUUCUUUGAAUAGGGAAACCGUGUCUUUUAUAUUGUUCAUUUUGCUUUC
Tripterygium wilfordii is the source of this 729-nucleotide messenger RNA. RefSeq names its product eukaryotic translation initiation factor 5A-2. The transcript has 5 exons. Bases 45 to 524 code for a protein of 159 amino acids. Lineage: Eukaryota; Viridiplantae; Streptophyta; Magnoliopsida; Celastrales; Celastraceae. Gene Ontology annotation, biological process: positive regulation of translational elongation; positive regulation of translational termination. Gene Ontology annotation, molecular function: ribosome binding; translation elongation factor activity; RNA binding. The record is from RefSeq and is a predicted model, not a curated record.